Molecule: messenger RNA, 1266 nt
Organism: Sordaria macrospora k-hell
Lineage: Eukaryota; Fungi; Ascomycota; Sordariomycetes; Sordariales; Sordariaceae
Cellular component (GO): cytoplasm
Source: RefSeq, a predicted model, not a curated record
AUGCCGAUUCACGAUCUGUUACAGGCCUCAUGGCUUCCUUCAGCGGAGGCGAAACCGGUUACCGGAGGGGCCAAGGUUCUCGACCACCCCCGUGUCUAUGGCACGGUAGCUUUAACAGCCGCCUUUGCCGCCGGCAUCCUCGUCACUCUCGGCUUCAAGGACUGCUACCCCGAGCUAGAAAACCGGUACCAACGGCGUCGGAACCGCAACCUAAGCCGAUCCAAUGGCGACUUCGGCGUCGUAGUACCCACGGCCAACCGGGUACACCGCGAGAGUCUGAUCUUCGGUCCCGUCCGACUAGAAGACCACGAGGAAGUAACAAGCAACAUCAACAGCAGUUUCGACUGGGUCGAGGGCAUCGAGGGCUGCAUCGGCAACACCCCCCUGGUCCAUAUCCGCAGCCUGUCGGAGGCAACAGGCUGCAUCAUCCUCGCCAAAGCCGAGCUCCUCAACGGCGCCGGCGGUAGUCCCAAGGACCGGGUGGCGCUCAACAUGAUCCAGGACGCCGAGGAGCGCGGGCUCCUUGUUCCGGGACGCGGCGACACCAUUUAUGAAGGCACCGUGGGAAGCACGGGUAUCUCGCUUGCCACUUUGGCGCGCGCCAAGGGGUAUAAGUGCCACAUCUGCAUGCCGAACGAUAUGGCCAUCGAGAAAUCGCAGCUGCUGCACCACCUAGGCGCGACGGUCGAGCGGGUUAACCCAGCGCCCAUCACGUCUCCCGACCACUUUGUCAAUCUAGCGCGCAGGCGGGCGCGCGAGCACGAGGCGGCGCACGGCGAUGGCAGCGUCGGGUUUUUCGCCGACCAGUUCGAGAGCACGGCCAACUACACGGCACACGUCAAGACCACUGGCCCGGAAAUCUACCGCCAGACGGGCGGGCAGCUGGACGCCUUCGUGGCUGGCGCGGGGACCGGCGGCACCAUUGCUGGUGUGGCCAAGUACCUGAAGGAGGAGAAGAAUCUGUGGGACACGCGCGUGGUGCUGGCGGACCCCCAGGGUAGCGGGCUGUACAACAAGAUUCGUCACGGUGUAAUGUACUCGUCGACGGAGCGGGAGGGCACGCGCCGGCGGCAGCAGGUGGAUACGAUCGUGGAAGGCAUCGGCAUCAACCGCAUCACGGAAAACUUCGAAUCGGGGCGGGUGCUGAUUGACGAUGCCGUGCGGGUGACGGAUGAGCAGGCAUGCCGGAUGGCCCGGUGGUUGGUGGAGCACGACGGCAUCUUCUGCGGCAGCAGUACGGCUGUCAACUGUGUGGCGCAGUCGUAA